AUGUCGCUGUCAUCGGACGAGCUAGAAGACCUUCUAGCCUCACCAGCGCUGGAACCGCCAGAGGGUGUCACGCCGAACUUCGACAACCCGCCCAACCAAAAUGGCCUUGCUUGGGCUGUGACAACAGCAUGUAUGGUGAUUGCCACACUGUGUCUAUUUGUGCGCUGCUACGCACGUUUGUGGAUCGAGAAGAAAGUCCGCAUCGAAGAAGGUACUGCGCCCCUUUCAAGAUUCAGCGCCGUAAAACCUUCCACUGGAGCUAUGGAUAUCUCCGCUGACUGUCAUAUUCAAAAGGGAGCGUAUUGGGGCGCGGCGUAUGCCGCUUACGGCAUGAUUUGGACACCAGGCUAUUAUGUACACACAUGGAAUCUUCGGAACAAAGAUCUCAUUCAACCUCUAUAUCGUUAUUUGCAUCGUACCGCUGACCCGCGAAAGUUGAUUCUUGUUUAUGGAUGUUGUUACUCAGCCGUCCUGCCCUUGAUCAAAACCGCCAUCCUACUUGACUGGUGCCGAAUCUUCACCGCUGGCGACAAACGAAAAAGUGUAUUCUGGUGGUGUUGCAUGGGCGUCGUUGGGUUCCAGUGUCUUUGGGGAAUACUCUGCAUCAUUCUGCUGAACAUGCAGUGCACCCCUCAUAACGCAAUCUGGGAAUUCUACGUGCCUAGCAAGUGUUUUGCACUGCCAAAGGUAAUGCUUACGUCGGCGAGCGUGCAAGUUGCCACGGAUAUUGUGAUGGUUCUGCUACCACAACGGAUCAUUUGGGGGCUGCAAAUGAAUUUGCAAGGAAAGAUUGGAAUCUCGAUCAUCUUCGGAGUUGGCAUCUUGGCAUCGAUCGCCGCUUGUUUCCGUCUCGACCAUACGAUCGCGUUCGCCAAAGCAGCGGACACAAUGUACUUCAUCGGCCCCUUAUUAUUCUGGGCAUGUGCUGAGAUGACCUGCGGCUUCUUUAUCCUCAGCGUUCCCUGUUUGCCAAAGGUAAUCAGAGAAUCUGGCCUUCCCCGCAAGGUGAAGAGCGCGCUUGGUAUCAGCGUAAAGACAACAAACCCUUCGGACCAGAAGUCAUCAGACUACGCGACUGGUUCCACACCGCAGCGAUCAAAGUCUGGACUCCACGCAGACAGCUAUUACAAGAUGCGGGAUGACGGGGUGUCUAUGACUAAUUUUGAUAGAUCGGAAUCGCAAGAAGAGCUCCAUGGGGGCCCUUCUGUUCAGAAUUCCACGCGAAAUGGAAAGCUUGGUGUGCAGGUCACCCGCACGACUCUGAUCACGGUUACCUCGGGGUCAAGAUCCGGCAGCGACACGGACGAAAACAUGACGCCUUGGGCUAAAUGA
This is a messenger RNA of Colletotrichum gloeosporioides, 1332 nucleotides long. RefSeq lists its product as uncharacterized. Lineage: Eukaryota; Fungi; Ascomycota; Sordariomycetes; Glomerellales; Glomerellaceae. The record is from RefSeq and is a predicted model, not a curated record. The transcript has 4 exons. Bases 1 to 1332 code for a protein of 443 amino acids.